UUAAAAAUUACAUACAAAUGGAGUUUCUAAUCUAAUAUCUUCUACUUUGGAGUGCAUGUACCUUUCUAUUUAUAACACCAAUAACAUCUCCAAGUUCUUCACUCACCAAAUCACAAACAAAACCCCUGAGAAGAUGAUCUCUCUCAUCUUCUUGUUCUUCCUCUCACUCUCUUUCACAUCCGAUGGACAACUCUACGACGAAAGCAAGAACUACGAAGGCUCCUCCGAUCUUGUAAACCUUGAAUACCACAUGGGUCCGGUCAUAUCCUCGCCUGAGACUAGUCUUUACAUCAUAUGGUACGGUCGAUGGAACCCAACUCACCAGUCUACAAUCAGAGACUUCAUCUACUCCGUCUCUUCACCGGCACGGUAUCCUUCAGUAUUCGACUGGUGGAAGACGGUGAGGCUUUACAGAGACCAAACAGGUUCCAACAUCACCAGAACACUUGUCUUGUCCGGAGAGUUCCACGACUCAACCUACUCUCAUGGAUCUCAACUCAGUCGCUUCUCUGUCCAGUCCAUCAUCAGAACUGCCGUCGCCAACAAGCUACCACUAAACUCUCUCAACGGCUUGUACAUGGUCCUGACCUCAGACGAUGUAGAGAUGCAAGAGUUCUGCAGAGCCAUCUGCGGGUUCCAUUACUUCACUUUCUCAACCAUCGUUGGUGCAACGGUGCCGUACGUGUGGGUCGGGAACAGUAGGAAACAGUGUCCGGAGAUGUGCGCGUACCCUUUUGCGCAGCCUAAACCGUUUCCAGGAAGCGGGUUUGUGAGCAGAGAGAAGAUGAAACCACCAAAUGGAGAGGUGGGAAUCGAUGGGAUGAUCAGUGUGAUAGCUCAUGAGCUGGCGGAAGUGUCGAGUAACCCUAUGUUGAACGGAUGGUACGGAGGAGAAGAUGCAAUGGCGCCGACCGAGAUAGCGGAUUUGUGUUUGGGAGUGUAUGGAUCAGGAGGUGGAGGUGGGUAUAUGGGGAUUGUGUACAAGGAUAGGUGGAGAAGUGUGUAUAAUGUGAAUGGAGUUGGAAGAAGAAAAUAUUUGAUUCAAUGGGUUUGGGAUCUUACUAGAAACAGAUGCUUUGGACCAAACGCUAUGAACUAGAUACAUUAAUGUUUGUUACUUCUGUCUCUCUCCAUAGAAGCCUUGAGGUUGAGAGCUUGAGGAGACAUGUAUAUUGGUUUAUCUUUGCUAUAUGAAAUAAAAAUA
Messenger RNA from Brassica oleracea var. oleracea, 1204 nucleotides. RefSeq names its product protein EXORDIUM-like 7. The record is from RefSeq and is a predicted model, not a curated record. Lineage: Eukaryota; Viridiplantae; Streptophyta; Magnoliopsida; Brassicales; Brassicaceae. The coding region runs from base 56 to 1099 and encodes 347 amino acids. The transcript has a single exon.